ACUACAUACAUACCGUAUCCGCGCUCUAUUUUUAUGUCUACAGUAACUACAUCUACAGCAGCUGACGGUCUUUAUUUAGAUAAUAUUUUGUAUUGCUUUAUUUUCCUUGUUUUUAUAUAUGUUUUUUCACGGGUAAAUAGUGUUCUCCAAUAAGCAUAGCUUUAUUGAAUUAAUCAUUUCCAUGUUUUGCUUAACUAUUUAACUGCCGGACACAAGUGUCAACAAAAUGCUAGGAUUUCAUAUAUUCAUCAUUAUUAUUAUCGUUAGUUUAUCUCAUGAAUUGACAGUACAUAAUGAGAACAAAACAAAAGAGACAGUAUAUUACAAGCGUACUGAACAUCCUGUUUUGGAUGCAAACAGACCUAUCGCCAAAGAUGAAAAAAUGACAAUGGAAGAAUCCCCUGUACUCAUUAAAAAGGAAUCUACAAAAAUUAAACCUCGAAAAGGAGUUUUGGCUGAUUUAGAUUACAAAGUUAACCAAAAUGAUAAUCUACCAUUAGAUAAUUUAGUAGAAAAGCCAGUUCAAGAAAAGACUGACGAGGGCCCUUCAGUCAGUGAAUCUUUAGGUACCUCAAAACUAACAUCUACAACUCAAAAAUCAACAACACUUUUGCAUACCACUCUGGUUCAUGAAAAGCAAACUGCAAAUGUAAUAAUUAAAAUAAAUAGUACUACAACGGUGAGACAAUUCAACCCGAAGCCUACUGUUACUUUUGCCGAAGAAGAAGGUGAAGAUGAAUCAAUGCCACAAUUUCCCACAAGUAAAACGUUGUUGGGUAUGCCAAGAAAAAUUGAUUAUAUUGUGCCUGUUAUUAUUACAAUUACAGCCUUACCGUUGUUAGGAGCAGCAUUUUAUGUUUUAUACAAGAGAGGUAGAGAUUAUUGGGAUAAAAGACAUUAUCGAAGAAUGGAUUUUUUGAUCGAUGGAAUGUAUAAUGAAUAAGUUGUUAAAUCUUUUAUAAAAAUUGCCAAACUAUUUUUACAAAUCUUUGAUAAAUUUACUUUUGAUGCAAUUAUUAAAUUUUCAUUCUGAAAGCAAUAUACAAUUGAAAAAGUUAUAAGAUAAACCAACUUGUUUAAAAAUUUGUACAUACAUACAUACCUAUCUGUAAUGAUAUAUACUCAUCUUUAAAUUAAGUAAUCAUUCUCAUAUUUACUACAGACUUUUUUUAAUUAUUAUAAUUUGUCUGGUACAAUAUUUUAAAAAGAGAGAAGUAAGAGAUUUAUAAUUAGGAUUUAAUUAGAAUCUUUAUAAUUAGGUUUUUUAUUUUAGAAGGACAAAAUUGUGUAAUUAUAAAUGAUAAAACAUUAAAAGAAGUCAAAUAAUGUGCAGCAAAGCUGUGAUGUUAAGAUGAGAUUGAAGUGUUAAUAUAUGAAAUUGUAACAUACUGAUCUUCGUAUUUUAGUGUCAAAGUGUACUAUAAACUGUAAAUACGUCACAUUUUCUGAAAUUCAACUUGUGGCAUUUAAUUUUUAAUGUGAUUUAUAAUUGAUUCUGCCAUUGCGAAUAAAAAAAAUUUGAAAAUACGAAAACUGUAAUGGCAUUGAUGGCGUUGAAAGUUGCAUAAAUCGUUUUAGUUUCUCCUUUAGUUGCCCAAUAAAACAGUCACGAUACGAUAUUGCGCAUCAUGUGCGUGAAAAGCGAAGUUCGAGUUCGUCUUGUGUGCAGUGAUCGCGGAAAAUCAUCUCGUAUUAGUAGAUAAUUACAACGUGAGUGCGGGAAA
Phymastichus coffea is the source of this 1724-nucleotide messenger RNA. RefSeq lists its product as uncharacterized. NCBI's taxonomy places the organism in Eukaryota, Metazoa, Arthropoda, Insecta, Hymenoptera, Eulophidae. The transcript is spliced from 2 exons. The record is from RefSeq and is a predicted model, not a curated record. Bases 227 to 943 code for a protein of 238 amino acids.